Messenger RNA from Vombatus ursinus (common wombat), 654 nucleotides. RefSeq names its product MAPK-interacting and spindle-stabilizing protein-like. Lineage: Eukaryota; Metazoa; Chordata; Mammalia; Diprotodontia; Vombatidae. The transcript has 3 exons. The record is from RefSeq and is a predicted model, not a curated record. Bases 1 to 654 code for a protein of 217 amino acids.
AUGAUCCUUCCUCCUCCCUCCAGCCCUCAGCCAGCUCCUACUCUGCUUCUGUUCUCAGCUCUCAGCUCUCAGCUCUGGGAGUUCAAGGCAGCCCCCCUCUCCCCACUUCCCCUUGCCUGGUUCCUCCAAUUCCCACCCCCUUCCCCCCCCCCAUUCCCCUACAGAAUGUGGCUGCCCCUCAGCCAGGCCCCCUUCCCUCCCCCUUCCCCUACCCCAGCCCUAGGGGAGUGGCUGGGGAGGCAGACACGCGCAGCUAACACAGAAUACACGCUCUUCCACUCUGAGCUGGGGAGACACGCCCGGGCUCUCGACCCGGUAGAGGCAACAGCAGCGCAAUUGGGCCCUGGGGGCGGCCGCGUUUACGCUGCCCCCCCGCCCCACCGGUCCGGUCCUCACCUUACGCGGCCGUGCCGCCAGCCCGCCCGGUCCCUCCUCCGCUACACAGCCUCCGGCCCCCCGCCCCCCUGGGCAGAGCGGGGCCGGCUCUUGCCCUCCGGUCCCGGCGGAGUUGGGGAAUGGGGGCCCCCACCCCUGCCCGGACACUUCCUGUCCCCGGAGCGGGAGGGGCAGCAAACUGGAGGAAGGGCGGGAGUCCGGUCAUUGACACUAGAGAUGGGAAGGGGGCUGCCAAGAGAGCGGUCAAAGGCUGAGUGA